Komagataella phaffii GS115 is the source of this 1314-nucleotide messenger RNA. Its product is annotated as Mitochondrial NADP-specific isocitrate dehydrogenase, catalyzes the oxidation of isocitrate. Gene Ontology annotation, molecular function: isocitrate dehydrogenase (NADP+) activity; NAD binding; magnesium ion binding. Gene Ontology annotation, biological process: isocitrate metabolic process. Gene Ontology annotation, cellular component: mitochondrion. Bases 1 to 1314 code for a protein of 437 amino acids. The transcript has a single exon. Lineage: Eukaryota; Fungi; Ascomycota; Pichiomycetes; Pichiales; Pichiaceae. The record is from RefSeq and is a predicted model, not a curated record.
AUGUUGACCCUACUCUCAGCUAAGAGCUUAGUUGGCUUUAAGCCACUCUCAGGAGUGCGCAGUUUCUCUCAGGGAAUGGCUAAUCUUGAUAAGAUCAAGGUUCGCAACCCUAUUGUUGAGCUGGAUGGUGAUGAAAUGACCAGAAUUAUCUGGAAAAUUAUCAAAGACAAACUGAUCAACCCGUACUUGGAUGUAGAUCUCAAGUACUAUGACUUGAGUAUCCAAUCAAGAGACGCUACUAACGAUCAAAUCACUAUUGAUGCCGCUAAUGCCAUCAAGGAACACGGUGUUGGUGUGAAAUGUGCAACCAUCACCCCUGAUGAGGCUAGAGUAAAGGAGUUCGGACUGAAGAAGAUGUGGGUCUCCCCAAAUGGUACUAUCAGGAACAUUUUGAAUGGUACUGUGUUUAGAGAGCCAAUUGUCAUUGGAGACAGGGUCCCACGAAUUAUUCCUGGAUGGAGUGAACCUAUUAUCAUUGGAAGACAUGCUCAUGGUGAUCAAUAUAAGGCAACUGACUUAGUUGUCAGCGAGCCAGGUAAGCUUGAGUUAACUUUCACUCCUGCCAAUGGUGGUGAAGUCCAAACUUUGAAGGUUUAUGACUAUAAGAGCCCUGGUGUCGGUUUGGCCAUGUAUAACACUGAAGAGUCAAUCAGAGGAUUUGCUCAUUCAUCUUUCAAGAUGGCCUUGACUAAGAAGUUGCCAUUGUAUUUGAGUACCAAGAACACCAUUCUUAAGAAGUAUGAUGGUCGUUUCAAGGACAUUUUCCAGGAGAUAUUUGAGUCCACCUACAAGGAACAAUUUGAGGGUGCUGGCAUUUGGUAUGAACACCGUUUGAUUGACGAUAUGGUUGCCCAAAUGAUUAAAUCCAAAGGUGGAUUUGUGUUGGCAUUGAAGAAUUACGACGGUGAUGUCCAAUCUGACAUUGUUGCACAAGGUUUCGGAUCGCUGGGUUUGAUGACCUCUGUUCUGAUGACUCCUGACGGAAAAGCCUUUGAAAGUGAAGCUGCCCACGGUACUGUUACUAGACAUUACAGACAACACCAACAGGGUAAAGAAACUUCUACUAACUCAAUUGCUUCUAUUUUUGCUUGGAGUAGAGGUCUCGCUCAGAGGGGUCGUCUUGACAACACGCCUGAAGUAGUUGACUUUGCCAACCUACUUGAGAAAGUUGUCAUUGACACUGUGCAGCAAGACGGAAUCAUGACCAAGGAUUUGGCCUUAGCUGCCGGUAAGACUGAUAGAUCUGCUUACGUUACCACCACUGAAUUUCUGGAUGCCGUUGCUUCGAAACUUCAGUCUAAGCUGAACAUUUAG